AUGAAGUCGCAAUCAUUAUCUAAAUUAUCUAAAAAUAAUAAUGGCCAAAAUAUAACCGUGGGAUAUGCAAUAUUUUUACAUAAAAAUGAACUCAAUCGUCGUAAGAAGAAUUACAUACGCCGAUCCGCCUCCAAAAUCAAACUCACCGAUGGUUUGAUUUCCAAUGUGAAGAGAAAUAUUAAAUAUUGUACUCCAGAUGACUUGGUAACUAUGAGCCGUGAAACUAUUUAUAAGAAGAAGUUGGACAAAUCAGUUAAUCUUAGAGUUGAGUACAUGCAACAGUUAAGAAAAUGCCGAAAACUCCAACAGAAGACACCGCAUGAAGAGAAUGAAGAGAAGAAAGACAAAUAG
Molecule: messenger RNA, 351 nt
Organism: Teleopsis dalmanni
Lineage: Eukaryota; Metazoa; Arthropoda; Insecta; Diptera; Diopsidae
Exons: 1
Coding region: 1-351 (116 amino acids)
Source: RefSeq, a predicted model, not a curated record